Neltuma alba is the source of this 1733-nucleotide messenger RNA. Its product is annotated as bZIP transcription factor TGA10. Gene Ontology annotation, biological process: DNA-templated transcription; regulation of DNA-templated transcription. NCBI's taxonomy places the organism in Eukaryota, Viridiplantae, Streptophyta, Magnoliopsida, Fabales, Fabaceae. The transcript is spliced from 11 exons. The record is from RefSeq and is a predicted model, not a curated record. Bases 317 to 1729 code for a protein of 470 amino acids. Gene Ontology annotation, molecular function: sequence-specific DNA binding; DNA-binding transcription factor activity.
CGCUUUAUCUGAAGACUGUGUAGUGGGCAGAGAUGAGAGAGAAGUAAGAGAGAGGGAGAGAGGAGAGGUACCCGUAUGAAAGGAAAAAGCAGCUUUGUCUUUUGUACCCCUUAAUUUGCAUUUAAUUCAAUUCUAUUCAAAGGAUUCGUCCCUUCUCUCUCUUGGACUACAACCGACUCGCUGCUCCUGGCGGACAAAGGAGAAAAAGAAAUGAUUUUACGUGGAAGAAACAGAAGGCGGUUUCGCCAUUAAUGGGGUUUUGGAGAGCUAGUGGCGCAAAAGACAAAGCUUCUUCCAGGCACUUCCAAGUCUCGCCAUGGCUUACACUAAUAACAAGACCAACAACCAAGCCAGCACUCCUCACAUGGAUUCACUCCCACUUCAUCAAAUUCAAGACCACCGCAUCUCUUUCGGAAUGAUGCAAUCUUCUUCCUCCUCUUCCAUCCCGGCCGCCAAUUUUCUAAGUAAGGAUUCCGGAGCUUACGAUUUAGGCGACUUGGAUCAAGCACUUCUUUUGUAUCUCGACGGACAGGCCGACCCUUCCUCCAUUAAUGUUCAGGACCAAAGACAGAACUCAUCAUCGUCGGGAAUGAGGCCUCCGACUCUCAACAUUUUCCCGUCUCAGCCUAUGCACGUAGACCCGCCUUCAUCCAAGGCUAGCGUGGAGUUGGUUUCUCCCCAGAGCAGUGGUUCCAAGAGACCAUCGGAGCCGCCCAUGAAGUUGUCUAGCUCGCAAAACGAAGGCCCCGCCGCCGCGAAUCAAUCAGCCAAAGCUGUCAAGCGGGACAGCACUCGCAAGGGCCCAACCUCAAGCUCUGAACAGGAAGGGCCUAGAACACCUGAUCCUAAGACACUUAGGAGACUAGCUCAGAAUAGAGAGGCAGCUAGGAAAAGCAGGCUUAGAAAGAAGGCAUAUGUGCAGCAGCUAGAGUCAAGCAGGAUCAGACUGAAUCAGCUGGAACAGGAGUUGCAGCGUGCUAGAGCUCAAGGCAUAUUCUUCGGAGGAUCGGGUGCAAUUUUUGGAGGAGAGCAAGGCCUUCCUGUGGCUAUGAGUACCGUUAGCUCAGAUGCUGCAAUGUUCGACGUGGAAUACGGGAGAUGGGUAGAGGAGCACCAGCGGCUAGUGUGCGAGCUGAGAGCGGCGGUUCAAGAGCACCUGCCGGAGAACGAGCUGAGGCUGUUCGUGGACAACUGCCUUGCUCACUGUGACCAAGUUAUGAACCUCAAGAGCAUUGUGGCUAAAACCGACGUCUUCCACCUUGUUUCCGGCAUGUGGAAGACUCCCGCCGAGCGUUGCUUCAUGUGGAUCGGUGGAUCUAGGCCCUCCGAACUCAUUAAGAUAAUCCUAAGUCAAAUAGAGCCGCUGACGGAGCAACAAAUACUUGGGAUAUGUGGACUGCAACAAUCCACGCAGGAGGCAGAAGAUGCACUCUCACAAGGGCUGGAAGCUCUGAAUCAAUCUCUCUCGGAAACCAUAACGUCAGACUCCUUGAGCUGCACCCCUAAUAUGGCCAACUACAUGGGACAAAUGGCCCUGGCCAUGAAUAAGCUCUCCACCCUCGAAGGUUUCGUCCGACAGGCGGAUAGUCUUCGGCACCAAACGAUCCACCGUCUGAAUCAGAUCCUAACGACGCGUCAGGCGGCGAGGUGUUUGCUGGCCAUGGCGGAGUACUCUUAUCGUCUGAGAGCCCUCAGCUCUCUGUGGGUCGCUCGCCCUCGUCAGGACUAAGCAG